GUAAAGUACGCUGUCAUAUUUCCAAAUUCCGUAAUUAAGAGUCUAGUUCAAUUCAAGAUAAAUGUCCAAGCAUCAAUCCUCGUUGGCUUUUAAAGAGAACAGUUUACCAAAAGGGAUUCCACCUACGACACUUGAAGAUUCAGCCGACAUGGACGAGGUUUUUGCUGCACAACGAGUUACAUUGCAAACCUUGCAGCCAUCAGCUAAAACUAAGGGACUAGUAGGUUCUCAUGGUCAAAUUAUUCAUCAUGGAAAGGAUCUUAAAUCAAAACAGAAAACACAGUCAAUUCAAGGAAAGAUCCAGGUGUUUGAAGACAAGACCAGUAAUACAGGACCCAAAAAGAAUAUGGUGGAGGAUCGAGGUGUUCAGACAGAUCCAAUUGAACUGGAAGAAUCCAAAUCUAAAACUGCUGAGAAUGACAUUGAUGUUGAAUACUACAGUACAAUGGCUGAAAGAAGAAGAGUCGCUUUAUCUGAAGCUUUGGAGGAAAAUGAACAUCUGCAUUUAGAAGUUGACAGUCUCAAAACAGAAAUAAAUGCUCUCAAAGCUGAGAAUAGUGUCCUCAAACCUUUGGCUGAAGAGGCUGAAUAUCUGGCUGGUGUGAUUAAGGGGCUUUUGGGCUCGGAAGAAGAGGAAGAAACCACUGAAGGUGCCACUGCCAGCACAAGUGAUAGUUGACGCUAAUCGAUCUGAACACAACUUGUCAUUUUCUAAAUUUGUCACAGUAUCUCACCUUAACUUUUUAAUUAAUUAAUCUCCUCGUGCCAACUGUAAUCGGACUUGUAAAAAGAACGUUUUCAAUACAAAAUUUCGAAUUUCAUAAA
Messenger RNA from Daphnia pulicaria, 825 nucleotides. RefSeq names its product geminin-like (gene geminin). Gene Ontology annotation, biological process: negative regulation of DNA replication; negative regulation of cell cycle. Gene Ontology annotation, cellular component: nucleus. The record is from RefSeq and is a predicted model, not a curated record. The transcript is spliced from 4 exons. Bases 62 to 679 code for a protein of 205 amino acids. Lineage: Eukaryota; Metazoa; Arthropoda; Branchiopoda; Diplostraca; Daphniidae.